AAAAAAAAAUCAUUUAAAAAAUAAUAAUAAAACUAAAAAUUAAUUAAUUAAAAAGGAAAAAAAUAUCAGCUUUAUCACCAAGGACUGUGAGAGAACAUAGCUCAGGACAUGGCUUCUUGCCAUUGAACCCCAUAAAUAGACACUUACUCAUUAGCACACAGGCAGUGUUAUCCCAAACAAAAGGGAAGGGAAAGGCACGCUCAGAGUACUAAUUUUCUAUUGCUGCCACACUACCAAAUUACCACACCUACUUAUUAGCUCAGAGUUCUGUAGGUCAGAAGUCCAGUUGGGCUCAACCACGUUCCCAGCUUAGGGACUCACGAGGCCAAAAACCAACCAGUGUUGGACCGGCCGACUCUCAUCUGGAGGCUUUAGGGGAAAAUAUUCUUCGAAGCUUCUGCAGGUUGCCGGCAGAAUGCGGUUCCUUAAGGACUGCGAGAUGGGGUCCUGCUUCAAUGCUGGCAGUCAGCCAGGGGUCACCUACAGAGACUGCUCUCCGUUCCUGCACAUGGCUCCCUCCAUCAUCCAGCCAACGAUGCAGGCACAUCGGAUCCCUCUCUCUACCUCUUUUCCGCCCCAGCCUGAGAAAACUCUGCUUUUAAAGAUCUCAUGUGAUUAGAUCAGGCCUCCAGAAUAAUUGCCCUUUUGGUUGACUCGAAGCCAACGGAUUGGUAACAUCAGUCACAUCAGAAAAAUUCGCUUUGCCACGUCACAUGGCCAGGGCGUGACAUUUCCUCAUAUUCGCUGUCCUCCAGAUUCGGGUGGGAAGUCUUGAGGGUCUGUUUUAGGGUUCUGCCUCCUGUGCCUGGUUUCUAUUCCCAGAGCUACUAAGCAAGCAAUUCAGUCUUUUAUGGUGGAGGAUGAACGAGGUUGGGGCAAGAGGCCAAGAGUUUUAUAACGAAGAAUGUCACUCCACAUAGAAACCAGAAGCCAGGGAAGAGUUGGUCCCAUUACUUGGCUCUUACGCACCCCACCCUCGAUACACUCAAAUAGCUAUAACAUAAAGUAAAAUAUAGUCCAAGGGUCACCCAGAGGACACGGAGACCAUGAGGAAGAGUAUAUUUGGCCCUUGAGGGAAAAUUUCACCCAAGGCACAGGGAUCUGAGCCCACUCCAAGAUGGGAAUGAAGGGUAGUCCUUAAUCCUGCAGGAGAGCGCAGAAGAGCUCGCUCUGAAGCUGGGGUGCGUAGGGCAUGUGUUCUGUGACCACGUCUGCAGAGCAGUGGUAUGGGAGAUUAAUCUGGAAGUACUACAUGAAAUUAAUAGAAGCCCCUUUGUGGGAGACCUUUGCAGGAGAUCUGGUGAGAAGUCAUGAGAACUUGAACCAGAAUGAUGGCAAUAGGGAUAGAAAAAGGAGGGUAAAUUACAACGAAGAAACCAAAAAGAGGACUUGGCAGCAGACUGGAUGAGGUCAAAGGCAAAUCCGUGGAUCCCACCCUGGAGACCGGAGGGUGAAAAGAGCGAGAAGAGCCGGGUUGGCGCGGGAGCUGAUGGGUCUGAUCGUCAGUAAAAUGCACACGAUAGAUGUUAAUUUUCUCUCAUGUCUUCAACACACCGGCGCACGCGCACGCACACAUCUCAACUUUGGGCCUUCCCUUUCCCUGCCACCCCCCUUUUCCCCUCCCUCCUCCAACAGGCACCUAGCUCCCCCCUCCCUCCAUGCAUUCACUGCCCCAUCCUCUGCUCCACUGAAUGUCUUCUAGCAAAAGUUACCACGGAUCCUCUAGGGACAAAUCCAAUGUCAUUGUUUCAGUCCUCAUCCUCAUUGGCCCCUCCUUGACCUUGGCCUUUGAGACUCAUGCCUUUCCUCUCAAAACUCCCAUCUUCUUUUGUUUCAAACACCCUAUUCUCCUCUUUCUCUACCUGGCUCAAUCCCCUUGGUCGGUCCAGGUCCAUCUUUUUCUGAUCAACCCCUUAGAUGUUGACAAUCUCAGAUUCUGUCAGCGCUCCCUUCUCCCCGGACACUGUCUCGGCAAGAUGUGAAACCACCACAGAUGUGUGACGAUUCUGCACUCGUUACUUGUACCCUAGACCUCUGCCCUCAACUGCUGUUUUCUCCACCAGCACCUACAGCUCUGUUCUGUACAUCCAAAGCCAGAUCCUCGGGUCGACCUCCAAACCCUUCCUCCUCUGGUCUUCCCUCCCGCUAGUAAUGGCACCUGGGCCGGAAGCAGGAGAGACUCCUCUCCUCCCCUCUGCGGCCAUCUCUUCCAUCUCCAUUGUCCCCACCUUAAUGCAGAUGUUCACAAUUCCUUGUCCGACAACUGCAGUAGCUCCCCCGUUCCUCAUCUCUACCCCCUCCUACUCACCCAUCCACCUCUGACACAUUUACUUCCCUCAAACAGGUGUUAAUCACGAUGUUCCCCAGACUUCAAGGCUCUGAUAGAACCCAGUGGCCUCAGGUUGAAAUGCAAAUUUCUGCAGGUUUAUAAGCCGCCUACGACCUGUGUUCAUGUCUGCCAGCACUGUGUCCUCUAAUGUGUACACGGAAUGAAUCCAUCUAGAGAUGUUCACGAUGCCAGCACGAGCCGCCGCUUCACGCCGCCUUCCACCGCGCUGAGCCCGGGCAAGAUGAGCGAGGCGCUGCCGCUGGGCGCCCCGGACGCCGGCGCCGCCCUGGCCGGCAAGCUGAGGAGCGGCGACCGCAGCAUGGUGGAGGUGCUGGCCGACCACCCCGGCGAGCUGGUGCGCACCGACAGCCCCAACUUCCUCUGCUCCGUGUUGCCCACGCACUGGCGCUGCAACAAGACCCUGCCCAUCGCUUUCAAGGUGGUGGCUCUGGGGGAUGUCCCAGAUGGUACUCUGGUCACUGUGAUGGCAGGCAAUGACGAAAACUACUCAGCCGAACUGAGAAAUGCCACCGCAGCCAUGAAAAACCAAGUUGCAAGAUUCAAUGACCUCAGGUUUGUCGGUCGGAGUGGACGAGGGAAAAGCUUCACUUUGACAAUCACGGUCUUCACGAACCCACCACAAGUUGCCACGUACCACAGAGCCAUCAAAAUCACAGUGGAUGGACCCCGGGAACCUCGAAGACAUCGUCAGAAACUAGAUGAUCAGACCAAGCCCGGGAGCUUGUCCUUUUCCGAGCGGCUCAGUGAGCUGGAGCAGCUGCGGCGAACAGCCAUGAGGGUCAGCCCACACCACCCAGCCCCCACACCCAACCCUCGGGCCUCCUUGAACCACUCCACUGCCUUUAACCCUCAGCCUCAGAGUCAGAUGCAGGACACAAGGCAGAUCCAGCCGUCCCCACCGUGGUCCUAUGACCAGUCCUACCAGUACCUGGGAUCAAUCGCCUCGCCUUCCGUACACCCAGCAACACCUAUCUCGCCUGGACGGGCCAGUGGCAUGACAACCCUCUCCGCAGAGAUUUCCAGUCGACUCUCAACGGCGCCCGACCUGACGGCCUUCGGCGACCCGCGCCAGUUCCCCGCGCUGCCCUCCAUCUCAGACCCUCGCAUGCACUACCCCGGCGCCUUCACCUACUCCCCGACGCCCGUCACGUCGGGCAUCGGCAUCGGCAUGUCGGCCAUGAGCUCGGCCACGCGCUACCACACGUACCUGCCGCCGCCCUACCCCGGCUCGUCGCAGGCGCAGGGCGGCCCCUUCCAGGCCAGCUCGCCCUCCUACCACCUGUACUACGGCGCCUCGGCCGGCUCCUACCAGUUCUCCAUGGUGGGCGGCGAGCGCUCGCCGCCGCGCAUCCUGCCGCCCUGCACCAACGCGUCCACGGGCUCGGCGCUGCUCAACCCCAGCCUCCCGAACCAGAGCGACGUGGUGGAGGCCGAGGGCAGCCACAGCAACUCGCCCACCAACAUGGCGCCCGCCGCGCGCCUCGAGGAAGCCGUGUGGCGGCCCUACUGAGGCCCCCGCGGCGGCCGGCGGGAGGGGCGCC
This is a messenger RNA of Lynx canadensis (Canada lynx), 3891 nucleotides long. RefSeq names its product RUNX family transcription factor 1 (gene RUNX1). The record is from RefSeq and is a predicted model, not a curated record. Gene Ontology annotation, molecular function: ATP binding; RNA polymerase II cis-regulatory region sequence-specific DNA binding; DNA-binding transcription factor activity, RNA polymerase II-specific. The transcript has 8 exons. NCBI's taxonomy places the organism in Eukaryota, Metazoa, Chordata, Mammalia, Carnivora, Felidae. Gene Ontology annotation, cellular component: nucleus. The coding region runs from base 2490 to 3860 and encodes 456 amino acids. Gene Ontology annotation, biological process: neuron differentiation; regulation of transcription by RNA polymerase II; regulation of cell differentiation.